Molecule: messenger RNA, 1494 nt
Organism: Dalotia coriaria
Lineage: Eukaryota; Metazoa; Arthropoda; Insecta; Coleoptera; Staphylinidae
Product: acyl-CoA Delta-9 desaturase-like
Exons: 4
Coding region: 356-1336 (326 amino acids)
Biological process (GO): unsaturated fatty acid biosynthetic process
Cellular component (GO): endoplasmic reticulum membrane
Molecular function (GO): stearoyl-CoA 9-desaturase activity; iron ion binding
Source: RefSeq, a predicted model, not a curated record
AAUGAAAAGUGCAUUUCACUCGUUUUGACGCCGGCGUUUUACUUAAAUUAAGGUUUUGAGCGCAUGUUUCCAGAAUAUGAGGCGGCACCCGUGAGAAAUGAGAUCGUAAACAAAACGUCUCGAAGUGCAUAAAUGCAAACAAUGAUAAAAUGCAUUUGUGACGAUGGUGCAAUCGUCCAGCGACGAGCACAUUUGCUAAUCGAUCAUCGCACCACUUCGGCAUGUUUGUAAAUCAUAAAUAAUGCAUCCGUUGCAUUAAUUCGGCGUUGGUAACACUCGCUGAUCGCAGAAGCGCACAUUUAGUCGUCAUUUAAAUUCACGCCAAGAAGUUAUAUUGCACAUAAUAUUGUUAAAAAUGAUUUGUAGACUACGAAAUUGGUUUGGGGUGAGAUUCGGGCACUUAGACAUUGUUUGGCUGAACGUGUUUAUGUUGAGUAUGAUACACGUGGCUGCGUUAUAUGGAUUUUAUUUAAAGUUUCUAAAUGUGAAUAUUUAUACGCGUUUGUUUGCUAUAUUUUACUGCCAUGUGAGUGGAUGCGGUGUAACGGCCGGACGCCAUCGAUAUUUCAGUCAUAGAUCUUUUAAAGGAAAUCGUGCUGUGGAUAUUCUGUUGGCGAUGAUGGCUUGUACCACGUUUGAACAAAGCAUUUACACGUGGUGUAGAGAUCAUCGCCUGCAUCACAAACACAGCGAAACAGAUGCAGAUCCAUACAAUUCAAAUCGAGGUUUUUUCUUCUGUCAUGUUGGAUGGAUUCUUGUUCGUAAGCACAAAGAUGUUAAAGAAAAAGGAAAAUCCAUUGACAUGUCUGACUUACUAGACAAUCCAGUUGUAAUGUUUGAGUAUAAAUAUUGUCUACAAUUGGCUUUAAUUUUCACUGUGCUUAUACCAACACUGGUACCAUGGUACUUUUGGAACGAAUCUUUAGCUGUCACAUUUUUCUAUGGGACGGUGUAUAGAUUCGUCCUGAUUUUACAUAUUACAUGGAGUGUUAACAGUUUUGCACAUUUGUACGGAAUGAGGAAUUAUGACAAACAUAUAAAUCCUGCUGAGAAUACAUACGUGUCCACCAUUUCGAUGGGCGAAGGAUUCCACAACUAUCAUCACACAUUUCCGUGGGAUUACAAAGCGGCCGAACUGAGUAAUGAUUUUCGAAACUUUACAACGUUCUUUAUCGAUAGCUUAGCCUAUUUUGGAAUGGUCACUGAAAGAAAAACGGCGUCCAAACAGUUGAUAGGUAAACGAAUAGAACGCACCGGCGAUCCUGGGUAUAAAUCAAGCACGAGUAUUGUAAAAAACAUUUUCGGAUAUUUAUUGUUCGUUGUUUUGCUUGCAUAGUUUAUAGUUUUGUGCGUAAGUAAAAUUAUGUUUAUUCAUUUGUGAUGAAAUAUGUUCCAGUUCACAGCGUGAAAGCAGUGAAAGUUUUUUUUGUAGAAUCACAUAUCAAAUGACGAUGAUUUUUUUUUGUUCCCAAAUGUAUUUAAUACGUAGAUGAA